Nicotiana attenuata is the source of this 1722-nucleotide messenger RNA. Its product is annotated as furcatin hydrolase-like. Gene Ontology annotation, biological process: carbohydrate metabolic process. The transcript is spliced from 13 exons. Lineage: Eukaryota; Viridiplantae; Streptophyta; Magnoliopsida; Solanales; Solanaceae. The record is from RefSeq and is a predicted model, not a curated record. The coding region runs from base 19 to 1563 and encodes 514 amino acids. Gene Ontology annotation, molecular function: beta-glucosidase activity.
AAUCAUUUGUUAAUAAUCAUGGCGACUUACACAUAUUUUUUGCUAAUUAGCUUCGUAUUAUUCAAUUGUUUCUUAGCUUGGAAAGAGGUAUAUGCAAAGCCAAAUGUGCCAAGACAAGAUAUAACAUUUCAAUUUAAUCGGAGCUGUUUCCCCCCAGAUUUCAUUUUUGGGACUGCCUCAUCUGCUUAUCAGUAUGAAGGAGCAGCAAAUGAAGGAGGAAGAGGACCUAGUAUAUGGGAUACAUAUACUCAUCAACAUCCUGAAAGGAUAAGAGAUCUCAGCAAUGGUGACGUAGCAGUUGAUUUCUACCAUCGCUACAAGGAAGAUAUAAAACUAAUGAAAUAUGAAGGGUUUGAUGCUUUUAGAUUUUCUAUCUCGUGGUCGAGAGUUUUACCAUAUGGGAAGCUAAGCAUGGGAGUAAACAAAGAGGGUAUCGCCUUCUAUAAUGAUCUCAUCAAUGAGCUCUUAGCAAACGGUAUAGAGCCUGUUGUCACACUCUUCCAUUGGGAUACUCCUCAAGCCCUUGAGGAUGAGUAUCUUGGCUUUCUAAAUUACAAAAUUGUAGAGGAUUUUCGAGAUUAUGCAGAAGUUUGCUUCAAAGAAUUUGGUGAUAGGGUUAAACUUUGGAGCACUAUCAACGAGCCAUGGAGUUUUGCAUUUGCUGGAUAUGACUUAGGUUUAUUUGCACCUGGGCGAUGUUCAGUUUUGACUAAUACCUGUGUUUCUGGGAACUCCGCAACUGAGCCUUACGUUGUUGCCCACAACUUGCUCCUUGCCCAUGCAGCAGCCACUAAACUAUACAUACAUCAAUACAAAAAAUCACAGAAGGGCGAGAUAGGAAUAGUACUGGUGUCUAAUUGGUUUGAACCCUACUCGAAGAGUGAAGAAGAUGCCGAAGCAGCUCAAAGAGCCCUCGACUUCAUGUUUGGAUGGUUUAUGAGUCCGUUAACUUAUGGUGACUAUCCAGAAAAUAUGCGUAAACUUGUGGGAAGUCGUUUACCAAAUUUCACUGCGGAGGAAGCUGAAAUGGUGAAAGGUUCCUUUGAUUUCUUGGGUCUAAACUACUAUACUUCGACUUAUGCACGCAAUAAAAUUACUCCCGUUGAUAAUAAUUUGAAUCCUCGUUAUUCAACUGAUUCUCAAGUCACUCAAACACCAUUAAGAAAUGGCAAAUUUAUUGGUGAACCGACGGGCUCAAGUAAUAUUUUGGUUGUCCCGAGAGGUUUACGCAAUCUUCUCGUCUAUGCGAAGGAAAAAUACGAUAAUCCAAUAAUUUAUAUUACGGAAAAUGGUAUGAGUGAUAUCAAUACCAGAGCAGUUGAACCAGGAGUCAAUGACAUCCAAAGGGUUAAUUUCCACCGUCGUCAUCUCUUGAUGCUCAACGAUGCCCUCAAGGAUGGAGUGAAGGUGAAGGGUUAUUUAGCUUGGUCGCUUUUGGAUAAUUUUGAGUGGGCUUCAGGAUAUACUCAAAGAUUUGGGCUCAACUAUAUCGAUUUUGAGAAUAAUUUAAAGAGAUACCCCAAACGUUCUGCUCUUUGGUUCAAACAAUUUCUUCUCCAAUAGAAAAUUUUGGAGCUAUUGUAUUCUUUAUGUUAGUUUCAUUAUGUCAAUUUCUUCAUAUACGUGCUGCAUUGCAUGCAGUCCUAUCAAUAACUAAAUGUUUUGCAUGUAAAAACAGUUAUAUGUGUUUCUCCUGAACAAUAGUAACUCUUGGUUGCUUAA